Messenger RNA from Prosopis cineraria, 1900 nucleotides. RefSeq names its product F-box/LRR-repeat protein 4. Gene Ontology annotation, cellular component: SCF ubiquitin ligase complex. The record is from RefSeq and is a predicted model, not a curated record. The transcript has a single exon. Lineage: Eukaryota; Viridiplantae; Streptophyta; Magnoliopsida; Fabales; Fabaceae. Gene Ontology annotation, molecular function: protein binding. Bases 180 to 1592 code for a protein of 470 amino acids. Gene Ontology annotation, biological process: SCF-dependent proteasomal ubiquitin-dependent protein catabolic process.
UCGCCAAGUCGGGAGCGUGUGUUCACGCCCCUCUCUUGCGUCUAAGCAAGCUUCGCCUUCCACCGCAAAAGUCUCUUUUAUGGAAAAUAAAUCAGAACGCUUGAGGGAUUGAGGGGAAAGAGUGUUAUAUAGUUGGGGAGAGCCGAGAGAACUAGACGAUCAUCUGAAGCAACGUGGAGAUGGAUAAUAUACUGUGCGAUGAACUCCUUCAGGAGAUUUUCAUGAAGCUUCCACCUUCUUCGUCUUCCUCAGUCUCCCUCGUCUCCAAGCGCUGGCUUUACCUCUUUCGUUCUUCCAGAACCUCCCUCUCUCUUCGCCUUCUCCCUCGCUUCUCUGAUAUUGCUUCUCUCUCUUCCCUCCUAUCUGACCACUCAUCUCUCUCCUCUCUGUCUCUCUUUCUUUCCUCCGACUCCGCCUCCGCCGAUUCCGCAGUCUCGGACUAUGUCCUCGCCGUCGUUUCCUCUCGCUGCUCCCGGCUUCGUGCUCUGAGAUUCAUGUCCGGGCCAGUUUCCCUGUCCUCUCUGAAUUCUCUCUCCACCGCUUGUACUUGUUUGACUUCUCUUUGUAUUAACCUCCCCAGGCCCGUCUCUCUUAGGUGGGUUUUGUCUUUUCCAUCCCUGAGAGAACUCGCGAUUACCUGGCCCUCCUCCGGCGGACAAGAAAUUGAUCCGAGCAAUCAAUUUGAGGUUUGGGAAAGUGAUGAAACCGUUGCAGAGUUAGGGUUGCAAAGUCUGUGCUUGGUGGGCAUACGAAGAGACGAUUGGGGAGCGGGAUGGUUAUGGAGGAGCUGCAAGAACCUGAAGAAAUUGAGGCUCCAGAGUUGCCAAGGAAUCGGUGGGCCCUACUCCUCCUUUGUUCAGUGCCUGCGAAAUCUUGAAGAAAUUGAACUGAGAACUUGCAGAAGCGUGGUUGAUGGGGUCCUCUUGCAUCUAGCUGAAAAUUGUCAGUUUCUGAAUUCCCUUCUGGUUUACGAUGGUGGAAGCCGAGACGGUCUGCUUCACUUCUUCUUUCAUUGCCGGUCCAAUUUGCAGAAGCUCGACCUUCGUCUACCUCUGGACCUCAACAACGACCACCUGUCAGCUAUGGCGGCGAAUAUCAGAGGCCUUUCAAGCCUAAGGCUUCAGAAUUGCUGUCUUGUGACAGGUGAAGGUCUAAAGCUUCUUGGCACAUCAAUGGCCUCUUGUGGGCUUGAAGAACUGGCACUGAUAAAUUGCGAUGUGGUAGAGAGAGAAUCGGGGUUGCUUGCAACUUUGGGACAGCAGCUGAGGCAAUUAAGGAAAUUGGACUUGUCGCAUAAUGAGUUGUUGCUUGAUAAGGAAUUCAUUUCAAUGUCAGUUUCUUGUACUCAUCUGAGUGAUCUGAAGCUGAGAGGAUGCAAGGGACUCACAAAUGCAGCUAUGAUUUCUGUGGUUAGGAGCUGCAAAUUCCUAGAAAAUGUGGAUAUCAUGCAUUGUGGUGGGAUAGAAUCUGAGGCUGUCGAGGUGUUUGUUGAGAAAUCUCCCAAGUUGAGAAGAAUAAAUGUGGAGGAGAACAAGCUGUCUAAUGCAGCAAAAAUGUGGGCAUCAAAUAGAUGCAUUGAAGUUGUUUAUUAAUAAAUGAUUUUGUGAAUGUUGAAGUCGAAGGCGGCAAGUGUAUCAUUAAUUAUUUCCCAGUUUCGGAUAACCAGGUUCGCCCGGCUGAACUCUGUAUUAUCUCAUAUGGUUUCUGUAAUUUAUGUUUGGAACGUGACAAGCAGUGUCUGUUCCACAAGAUUUGCAAUUUAUGCAUGGAAUCAGUCAGUCAGGUUUUUUUUUUUUUUUCGUUUUUGUGCUGAGUGGGAAAAUUGUAAAGAUUUGGAAGCCUAUUCUCAAAUUCUUUCAGCAGUUAAAGUGACAUUUAAACGAGGAUUCUUGAAUAAAAA